AUGAGGGCGAUCAGCCGUCAGGGACGAGGGCGAUCAGCCGUCAGGGACGACGCCAAUCAGCCGUCAGGGACGAGGGCGGUCAGCCGUCAGGGACGAGGGCGAUCAGCCGUCAGGGACGACGCCAAUCAGCCGUCAGGGACGAGGGCGGUCAGCCGUCAGGGACGAGGGCGAUCAGCCGUCAGGGACGAGGGUGAUCAGCCGUCAGGGAUGAGGGCGAUCAGCCGUCAGGGACGAGGGCGAUCAGCCGUCAGGGACGAGGGUGAUCAGCCGUCAGGGAUGAGGGCGAUCAGCCCCGUCAGGGACGACGCCAAUCAGCCGUCAGGGACGAGGGCGGUCAGCCGUCAGGGACGAGGGCGAUCAGCCGUCAGGGACGAGGGUGAUCAGCCGUCAGGGAGGAGGGCGAUCAGCCGUCAGGGACGAGGGCGAUCAGCCAUCAGGGACGAGGGUGAUCAGCCGUCAGGGAUGAGGGCGAUCAGCCGUCAGGGACGACGCCAAUCAGCCGUCAGGGACGAGGGCGGUCAGCCGUCAGGGACGACGCCAAUCAGCCGUCAGGGACGACGCCAAUCAGACGUCAGGGACGACGCCAAUCAGCCGUCAGGGACGAGGGCGGUCAGCCGUCAGGGACGACGCCAAUCAGCCGUCAGGGGCGACGCCAAUCAGCCGUCAGGGACGAGGGCGGUCAGCCGUCAGGGACGACGCCAAUCAGCCGUCAGGGACGACGCCAAUCAGUCGUCAGGGACGAGGGCGGUCAGCCGUCAGGGACGACGCCAAUCAGCUGUCAGGAGCGAGGGCAGUCAGCCGUCAGGGGCGAGGGCGAUCAGCCGUCCGGGACGAGGGCGAUCAGCCCUCAGGGACGAGGGCGGUCAGCCGUCAGGGACGACGCCAAUCAGCCGUCAGGGACGAGGGCGGUCAGCCGUCAGGGACGACGCCAAUCAGCCGUCAGGGACGACGCCAAUCAGCCGUCAGGGACGAGGGCGGUCAGCCGUCAGGGACGACGCCAAUCAGCCGUCAGGGGCGAGGGCGGUCAGCCGUCAGGGACGACGCCAAUCAGCCGUCAGGGGCGAGGGCGGUCAGCCGUCAGGGACGACGCCAAUCAGCCGUCAGGGACGACGCCAAUCAGUCGUCAGGGACGAGGGCGGUCAGCCGUCAGGGACGACGCCAAUCAGCUGUCAGGAGCGAGGGCAGUCAGCCGUCAGGGGCGAGGGCGAUCAGCCGUCCGGGACGAGGGCGAUCAGCCCUCAGGGACGAGGGCGGUCAGCCGUCAGGGACGACGCCAAUCAGCCGUCAGGGACGAGGGCGGUCAGCCGUCAGGGACGACGCCAAUCAGCCGUCAGGGACGACGCCAAUCAGCCGUCAGGGACGAGGGCGGUCAGCCGACAGGGACGACGCCAAUCAGCCGUCAGGGGCGAGGGCGGUCAGCCGUCAGGGACGACGCCAAUCAGCCGUCAGGGGCGAGGGCGAUCAGCCGUCAGGGGCGAGGGCGGUCAGCCGUCAGGGACGACGCCAAUCAGCCGUCAGGGACGAGGGCGGUCAGCCGUCAGGGACGAGGGCGGCUAG
Cyprinodon tularosa is the source of this 1557-nucleotide messenger RNA. Its product is annotated as spidroin-1-like. The transcript has 2 exons. The record is from RefSeq and is a predicted model, not a curated record. The coding region runs from base 1 to 1557 and encodes 518 amino acids. NCBI's taxonomy places the organism in Eukaryota, Metazoa, Chordata, Actinopteri, Cyprinodontiformes, Cyprinodontidae.